UUCACACUUCCACUACUACUUCCAUUUAUAUUUCCCUUCAUUCACUCUAUUUGUGCCAAAGUUAUAUGUUCCCAGUAAAUAGUUUAAGUUAACCAUAUGGCAAGGUGCAUCACAAUAUUAUUCUUCGUUAUUUAUGUUCUUCUCUUCACAGUUGUUGGUGGCAGGUCCUUGUUCAUGAUCAACACCAAUAUUAGUCCAGAUUCUGUUCCGCACAGACCAGUUUCUUCUUCCCAUGUAACAACAGCACCACUUGAAAAGACACGAUUCAAUGAUGAUGGUGGUGCUUGCAAGGGGCUAGACAGGACUGAGUGUGUGGCUAAAACAACAAUGGUUGCUCAUACGGAUUAUGUCUACACACAAGACAUCAAUAAUGGGCCUUGAUUGUGCUAUUUCUUGCUUCUGUUUUUUAAGUAUUUAUAUUGUAAUGACUAAUGAGGGAAGUGUAAUUCUUUAGAAUACUAUAGUGUCAAUGUGAAAACUAUGUAAUAUCUUUUUCUUUUUUCCGCCGGAUGUUUUCUUUUGCUUUUUGAUAAGGCCAACAAAUUGAUCAUAGGUGAUACUGGUACCAA
Messenger RNA from Glycine soja, 569 nucleotides. Its product is annotated as phytosulfokines 1-like. Bases 97 to 381 code for a protein of 94 amino acids. Gene Ontology annotation, biological process: cell population proliferation. The transcript is spliced from 2 exons. Gene Ontology annotation, molecular function: growth factor activity. Gene Ontology annotation, cellular component: extracellular region. NCBI's taxonomy places the organism in Eukaryota, Viridiplantae, Streptophyta, Magnoliopsida, Fabales, Fabaceae. The record is from RefSeq and is a predicted model, not a curated record.